Messenger RNA from Meloidogyne enterolobii, 1365 nucleotides. The record is from the annotation of a GenBank genome assembly. Lineage: Eukaryota; Metazoa; Nematoda; Chromadorea; Rhabditida; Meloidogynidae.
AUGGGAUCUGAUGCUGGAGACUGGUGUCUUAUCGAGAGCGAUCCCGGUGUUUUUACUGAAUUAAUUAAUGGCAUAGGCGUUCAAGGUGUUCAGAUUGAAGAGCUUUAUUCGAUUGACGAUGAGGAACAUCUUGACAAAUUAAAGCCAAUUUAUGGUUUAAUCUUUCUUUUCAAAUGGCGACAAGGUGAAGAAGUAGAAGGUACUCUUCAACCUGAUGCUCCUGUCUAUUUUGCCAAACAGGUCAUUACGAAUGCAUGUGCUUCACAGGCAAUCAUCAAUUUACUUCUAAAUAUUGAUUCAAAUGAUGUUAGUUUGGGGAAUACACUGGAAAACUUUAAAAAUUUUACUCAAAAUUUUGACGCUGGAUUACGUGGUCUUACUUUAAGCAACAGCGAAGAAAUCCGAAAAUUGCAUAAUUCGUUCAGUCGGGAACAUUUUAUGGAGAUGGAUUUGCCAAAGAUAAAAAGUGAAGACAAUUUUCAUUUUAUUGCUUAUGUACCUGUUGAGGAUAAAAUUUAUGAAUUGGAUGGAUUACGUGAUGCUCCUAUUUUUUUGGCGGAUAUUAAUAAAGAGGAGGGCAAUGAUUCAGAUAAUUGGAUUGAUAUUGUUCGUCCAUUCAUUAAAAGACGAAUUGAGAAAUAUACUGCUGGUGAGAUUCAUUUUAAUUUAAUGGCGUUAGUUCCUAAUUUGCGUUCCAAAUAUGAACAGCGAAUAGCUGAGCUUAGCACGAUGGAAAUGGAUUCUGCUGAAGUUGGACUGGAAAUUAGUCAAUUACAAAAUUUAAUUGAAGAUGAAAAGGAUAAAAUGAAACGUUACAAAAUUGAGAAUAAUCGUCGUCGCCACAAUUAUAUGCCGUUUUUAAUUGAAUUAUUAAAAUGUUUGGCUAAAGAAGGCAAAUUGGUUGAUUUGGUUUGUGAAGCACAAGAGAAAAAGAAAAAAUCUGCGACUUCUCCAACCAAGAAAGUGGUGAAAUAAUUAAAUAUGUAUAUGCACAAUAUUUGUUAAAAUUAAAUUCUUUUCUGAUUUAAAAGUAAUUUCUAAAAAAUUAAAGAAAAAAUCAUUUUUCAAUAUUUUUUAUUGACAUCGUUUAAAUAAACUCGUUUUAACCUAAUUUGUUUUUUAUUUAAAUGUUUUUAUCUGAAAUGUAGUACUUGAUUUUUAUUUUUUCUCACUAUUUUGACCGGUGCAACAAUGUGUAUUGCUCGGUUUUGGUUUCAUAUUUGGCAAUUUAUUUUGUGCUAAUAAGGCACCAUUGUUUGCUGUAAGUGCGAAUUUAGCAGAGUAGCCCCGAUUUCUCGUAAUUGAUAAUACAAAAAUUUUAAUUUUUAAAUUAAUUGUUAUUUUUAAUUUAGUAUUUUUCAGCAA